Klebsormidium nitens is the source of this 1646-nucleotide messenger RNA. NCBI's taxonomy places the organism in Eukaryota, Viridiplantae, Streptophyta, Klebsormidiophyceae, Klebsormidiales, Klebsormidiaceae. The record is from the annotation of a GenBank genome assembly.
GCCGAAGAUCUUUAGGGUCCUAGUCCUGAAGUCGUCCCAUUUUUCUUAGCAGGCCUUCCGAAGUGGUGGCAGUGCUGGUAUCCAGCAAAAACGGCAUUGUGUUGUUUGAAGCAACAUUUCGGGGCGCACUUGUGUGCUUGGAGGAGGAGAGGAGGCGAGGAUCCAGAAUACUUUGGCGCUUAGAGCCUACCAGGAAGCAACUCCUUCGCGCAAGGGUCCAGAACACCAGGGCGCGCAUGGCGCUGUACGGUUGGGGUCACCGCGCUUCUCGUUAUGUCCAUCAGCGCGUGCCUUUUCUGCAGCUUCUAUCGCAGCAGGAAUCUUUCUUUCUUGGAGCCCGUGGAAGAGAACCCAGCUCUUCUUCCACGUCCUGUGAUCCGGUCUCUCCUUUGCCUUCAGCAGUUUCCUACGGCCUUUCUGCAUGUAGAGAGACCGCUCAAGAAGAUGGGCCUUGGUCAAUGGGUGCAAAGACGAACGGCAGUGACCGCUGCCUUGUAUCCAGAGACAUACCUCGUCCAAUGCUGGCAAGCAAUGAUAGCACUUUCAGCCAGCUUUACUGGGGUUUGACAGGACGAACCGGCAGCUUUCGGUGCACAGCUUACUCGGACGAAGGGUUCCUAACCAGGGGAUAUGCCACCACUUCUUUCAAUCCAGCAUCCCAGCGCGCCUGGCAGCAUUCUGCUGCCGCCACUAGUUCCCCAGACCAAUCUGACUCUGCCUUAAGGAGAGAAGCAGAGCUGGCCGCCAGUGCCCCAAGCAAAACCAAAUCAGACGGCACAAUUGGCAUUCGCUGGUACAAACAUGUAGGAGUAGAAGAAACAGAAGACUCGACUUUCCACGUCACCCUCGAUGGGAAGCGCCUUCCAAGCCCCGCCCGGCGCCCUCUAGUCCUGCCUACGAAAGAGCUCGCUCUCGCCAUUGCAGCAGAGUGGGAGUGGCAAGACAAGAAAAGCAUCCGCCCGUUCACGAUGCCGCUGAUGAAGCUAGCUUCCACCGCGACUGAUUUAGUGCCCCUGCAAAGAAACGCGAUUGUUGAUAACCUGAUGAAGUACUUUCGGACGUCGGACGCGGUGUGCGUGCGGGACCCGGGGGAAGGACGCCUGAAAAGGAAGCAAGCGGAGAUCUGGGACCCGUUGUUAGACUGGAUGCAGCAGGAACUAGGCGUGCGGCCUGUGACGUCCGGGAGCAUCUUUGGGGCGGAGCAGCCACCAGAGGUGGUGCGGACAGUACAGGAGCUACUUCAUCGGAAGAGUGACUUCCGGCUGGCGGCCGUGGACGCGCUCGCCAGCUCAGCGCACUCGCUUGUGAUUGCGCUUGCGGUCUCAAGGGGGCACCUGGGCCCACGGAAGGCGCUGGAGGCGGUGCGAGUGGAGGAAGACCAUCAGAUGGAAGAGUGGGGCCUUGUCGAAGGGGGUCACGACCUCGACAUAGCAGAUACAAAAGUCCGCAUUGCAGCACCUUCGCUCUUCUUGCGGCUACUCGAUGAAUGAUCAACGACCCGAGUGUAGCACGAGCCAGAGAUCAGAGUUCGUGACCAACAAGCCCUCCCGAACCUUUUAGGAUGCAUGGGAAGAAGUCAUUUGGCCUGCGAAUAUCUGAACACAUAAAUCCAGAUUACACUGAGUCAUCGGCGUUUGUUGACAUGA